Messenger RNA from Sardina pilchardus (European sardine), 4229 nucleotides. It is a transcript of the gene gskip, whose product is annotated as gsk3b interacting protein. Gene Ontology annotation, molecular function: protein kinase A binding; kinase regulator activity. Gene Ontology annotation, biological process: regulation of canonical Wnt signaling pathway. The coding region runs from base 213 to 701 and encodes 162 amino acids. The transcript has 3 exons. Lineage: Eukaryota; Metazoa; Chordata; Actinopteri; Clupeiformes; Clupeidae. Gene Ontology annotation, cellular component: cytoplasm. The record is from RefSeq and is a predicted model, not a curated record.
UUAAAAUAUACACUAAUGAUUUAAUUACACGUCCCGCAGGUCUAUUUGGUUAAGUUGUUGUCAAUAUCCUUUUGUAAAACACUAUACAAAGGAGAACUCCUAUGCUUGUUUUCUUGUUUUGUUGUGUAUGGUCAAUAUAUGAAGCCUUCAUCCGCGAACAGCAGUUAGCGAUAGCUUAAGAUGAGACUGAUUACAGUUACCCUGUUAGAGAUAUGAAUAAUGUUUUGUUGCUGGCGUUUUGUUCGCGUAGUAUAACAUUGUCAUCGAACGCUGCUGGUGUGAUUGCACCCGCAAUGGAAGUGGACUACCAACUGGAGGACCCCCAGGCCGCGCUGGAGGAGGGUGAGCGUCUGGGCCGUGUGAAGGACAUGCGGCUGGAGGCCGAGGCCGUGGUCAGCGACGUGCUGUUCGCCGUCACACACAUGUCCGUCUCGCACGCGCUCAGCAGCAGCCUGGACGUGGCGUUCAUCAACGUGGAGACGAGAGAGGGAGACCGCUACUGCCUGGAGCUCAGCGAGGCAGGCCUACGGGUGGUGGGUCACACCUUUGACCAGGUGGAGGAGUCUCAGUGCUGCCCGGCGCACCUGACGGUGUACGAGAGUGUGUACGCGCUGCUGGACUCCCUCAGCCCCGGAUACAGACACGCCUUCGCCACCGCCCUGCUGCACAGGCUGGAGACACUGCAGCAGAGCACGCAGUGAACACACACACACGCACACACACACACACACACACACACACACACACCCCAUCUCCUCACCUGCUGUGCUCGUCUCCUGGAGAGGCUGCUGGUCACCUGUGGGAGCGGACAGGUGUGGACAGGUGUGGACAGGUGGGGCGUCACAGUGCUGCUACCGCGCUUCUCCAGGAGGGGGUGCUGCUGCUCCUGCUGCCUCUCCACUGCUACCAUGGCGACUGAGGAUCCACUGUUACCAUGACGACUCAGGAGGUGGACUUCUGCGCAUUGCUACCAGCAUCAUUAAACUUCUCCCUCAAAUAGCAGAGGAACGAAACAGAAACCCGUCUUGAUGCUUUUAAACACAGCUACCCGUUAGCAUGCAUCUGCAGCUAGCCGCUUCUACACAGCUACCCGUUAGCAUGCAUCUGCAGCUAGCCACUUCUACACAGCUACCCGUUAGCAUGCAUCUGCAGCUAGCCACUUCUACACAGCUACCCGUUAGCAUGCAUCUGCAGCUAGCCACUUCUACACAGCUACCCGUUAGCAUCUGCUGUUAGCCGCUUCUACACAGCUACCCGUUAGCAUUAGCAUCUUCAGCUAGCCACUUCCACACAGCUAGCCGCUUCUACACAGCUAUCUGUUAGCAUCUGCAGCUAGCCACUUCUACACAGCUAUCCGUUGUCAUUAGCAUCUGCAGUUAGCCACUUCUACACAGCUACCCGUUACCAUCUGCUGUUAGCCGCUUCUACACAGCUACCCGUUAGCAUCUGCAGUUAGCCACUUCUACACAGCUAUCUGUUAGCAUUAGCAUCUGCAGUUAGCCACUUCUACACAGCUCCCCAUUAGCAUUAGCAUCUUCAGUUAGCCACUUCCACACAGCUAUCCGUUAGCAUCUGCAGCUAACCACUUCUACACAGCUAUCCGUUAGCAUGCAUCUGUAGCUAGCCACUUAUACACAGCUAUCCGUUAGUAUCUGCUGCUAGCCACUUCUACAGGUUAUUCGUUAGCAUCUGCAGCGAGCCACUUCUACAGGUUAUUCGUUAGCAUCUGCAGCUAGCCACUUCUACCCCAAGGCGGGUAGCUGGCUUCGUUGUGUUGAAUUUGCACCACGAAACACCACGAGAUGACUGGUACGCCUUGCAGCCUUUGGGAAAUGUUUAGGAUUAAGGUUUAUGCAGGAUUAGGGUUUAGGAUUAAGGUUUAUGCAGGAUUAGGGUGUAGGAUUAAGAUUUAUGCAGGAUUAGGGUUUAGGAUUUGGGUUUAGGAUUAGGGUUUAUACAGAUGUUUUGUAGAGGGAGAGAGCAGUCAAAGAAGAAGUGCAAGGGUUAGGGUUAAGGGCCUCCACCUAAACAUUCGGUUCUGUCCCACGAGCCUCCACCUAAACAUUCGGUUCUGUCCCACGAGCCUCCACCUAAACAUUCGGUUCUGUCCCAUGAACCUCCACCUAAACAUUCGGUUCUGUCUCGCGGGCCACUCGCACACACACUCAGGAGGUUCACCUGCCCAAUUCAGUUCAACACACACACUCACGCACACACACACAUAGGUGGUUCAUCUGCCCAAUUCAGUUCAACACACACACACACACACAGGUGGUUCACCUGCCCAAUUCAGUUCAACACACACACACACACACACACACACACACACAGGUGGUUCACCUGCCCAAUACAGUUCAACACACACACACACACACACACACACACACACACACAUAUAGGUGGUUCACCUGCCCAAUUCAGUUCAACACACACACACACACAGGUGGUUUACCUGCCUAAUUCAGUUCAACACACACACACAGGUGCAACACACAUACACACACACAGGAGGUCACCUGCCCAAUUCAGUUCGACCCUGCUGAAAAAACCAGCCUGACCAGCUAAAGGUGGUUUGCUGGUUGACCAGCUUGUUAACCAGCUUGUUUGACCACCCUUUGAUGGUUAACCAGCUAGACCAGCAAAACUCUCGCGAAAACACACCUUCAGCUGGUUUACCCAGCUUAUGAUGGUAAUUCAGCUGGUUUUGAUUGUCGUACCACCUUAAGCUGGUCAUUUUAGUUGGUGUUGCUGGUCUACAUUGCUGGUUUUUACUGGCCACGCCAGCUUAUGUUGGUCAUUCUAGAAAACCAGCUUGACCAUCUUUGUCAAGCUGGACAGGCUGGUCACCAGCAUGACCAUCUUAAACCAGCUGUAUCCCAAACGACAGGCUGGUCACACCAGCACGACCAGCUUCCUCAGAUGGUCACGCCAGCAUGUCUAGCUGGUGGCCUAACCAGCUACACCAGCAAAGACCAGCAAUAAGAACUGUGUUUUGGGCAAAGACCAGCUAAAACCAGCUAAAACCAGCUACCAGCCUAAGCUGGUUUCUUGCUGGUUUUUUCAGCAGGGGACACACACACACACACACACAGGUGGUUCACCUGCCCAAUUCAGUUCAACACACACACACACACACACACACACACACACACACACACACACACACACAGGUGGUUCACCUGCCCAAUUCAGUUCAACACACACACACACACACACACACACACACAGGUGGUUCACCUGCCCAAUUCAGUUCAACACACACACACACACACAGGUGGUUCACCUGCCCAAUUCAGUUCAACACACACACACACACACAGGUGGGUCACCUGCCCAAUUCAGUUCAACACACACACACACACACACACACACACACACACACACACACACACACACACACACACACACACACACAGGUGGUUCACCUGCCCAAUUCAGUUCAACACACACACACACACACACACACACACACAGGUGGUUCACCUGCCCAAUUCAGUGCAGAAUGACGGAACAUUCCAGUCAGCUGGCGCCUGAGAGAAGCACACGCAGCAGCACGACUGCGCUAACGCUAACGGAGAGGGCUACUGAGUCGCUAUGGCAACACACACAGUAGAGUCACUAUGGCAACACACACAGGGGAGUUGCUAUGGCAACACACACAGGGGCCUGUGGAUGUUGUAUCUCAUGGUGAUCUCAUCUCUUACACUUCUCAGCUGCUCGCUUGUAACUGCUAUAAGAGUUAUAUUUAUAUUGUGUAUGGUCCUGUAACCGCUAUGAGAGUUAUAUUUAUAUUAUUGUGUAUGUUUCUGUCCAGUACAAACUAAGUUCUCAGUGGACAUGGCACACCGCUACUGGAUACCCAUGUAGCAGGCUAGCACUCUUAUAUUAUACUAGUGUGAAGCCUAUUUAAUGGUGUGUGUGUGUGUGCGUGCGUGCGUGUGAACGCGAAUGAAAGGGAGCAUGAGACCUUACUGUGUUCUGAGCGUAUGUUCUGUGAUGUUCCUGAGCAUACAGUAUGUUCUGUGAUGUUCCUGAGCAUACAGUAUGUUCUGUGAUGUUCCUGAGAGUAUGUUCUGUGAUGUUCCUGAGCGUACAGUAUGUUCUGUGAUGUUCCUGAGCGUACAGUAUGUUCUGUGAUGUUCCUGAGCAUACAUUAUGUCCUGUGAGGCCUUUUUGCAACUGCAGUGUUUGCUGACAGCUUGAUAAUAAAAUGGAGUGUUUUCAACAGA